Messenger RNA from Cuscuta campestris, 1845 nucleotides. The record is from the annotation of a GenBank genome assembly. Lineage: Eukaryota; Viridiplantae; Streptophyta; Magnoliopsida; Solanales; Convolvulaceae.
CUCCCACUGUUUAACAGUGAAGGCUUGCACCGCAAAACCCUAAAUUCUUGAUGCUUUCUUUGAAACCCUAACACCAUGAGAAGAGCUUUCAAUCUAUGCUCUCGCAAUCUCUACCGCUUCUCUCAUCAUCUUAGCAUCAAAGACCCGAUUCAAAUUCGCUCAAGCACCAGCAGUUUGAUCAAUGCUCCCUUUCACGAUGCUCUGGCUUACAAGCUGAGAUUUUCAUCAUCGUCUGGAAAUGAAGAUCUGUCCAGCACCAACAAGCCCGACAUUUCCCCGCAGACUGAUGAAACCAGCUUAACCCAACCAAACAACACUCGGGUUCCACCUGAGAUUGAGGAUGUCAGCAAUAAAGAGCUGAAAGAGAUGCUAUAUGACUACUUCAGCAGUAAUAAUAAAGAUGUUCUCCCCAAUAUCAUCGAGGCCAUUAUGAAGAGGAGAUUAAGCGGAAAGCAUGAUGAUACAGAUGAUGAGAUAAUGGAGGACAUUCGAAUGAGCCGACUAGAGCCCGUGGAUAAUAUUGAUGAUGAAGAGUUUGAGCAUGAUUUUGAGGAAGCUCAUUCGACCGAUGAAGAAAUUGACAAUUUAUAUGAUGCAUCAGAUAUUGUGAAGAAGAGAGUGGCACGUGAUGAAUAUUUCAACAUGGAUGCAAGAAAGUGGGAUGAUAUGAUUAAAGAGGCUAUUUCACAUGGACAUCUCAAGGAUACCAAGGAGUGUGAAGAGUUAUUGGAGGACAUGCUUCACUGGGAUAAGCUUCUCCCUGAUGAAAUUAAAAAGAAGGUGUCUGAAAAGCUCGAUGAGAUAUCUCACAUGGUAGACAAAGGUGAACUUGAAGCUGAAGAAGGCUAUGCGUUGUUCAAGGAGUUUGAGGAUCAAAUGGUUCUAGAAUGUACUGAACUCAUGAAGGAGGAACCCUUGCAAUUAGACGAGCCCACUGUUGCUGAUAAGAAAAAGGAUGUGGACGACCCACCAGGUGAGGGGCCUAUCCUUAGGUGGCACACUAGGGUGGUUUUUGCUCCAGGGGGUGAUGCAUGGCACCCAAAGAACAGGAAGGUGAAAUUGGCUGUUACUGUCAAAGAGCUUGGUCUUUCAAAACAUCAAUUUCGGCGUAUGAGGGAAUUGGUUGGAAAACGUUACCAUCCUGGGAGGGAUGAACUUACCAUCACGAGUGAAAGGUUCGAGGAUCGUGAAGAGAACAAAAAGGAUUGUCUUAGGACUCUAUUAUCCUUGAUUGAGGAGGCUGGAAAAGCUAAUAAAAUGGUAGAGGAUGCGCGUACGGCCUAUGUGAAGAAGAGACUUAAAGCAAAUCCACAAUUCAUGGCGAGGUUGCAUGCAAAGACAGCUAAGAUGAGAGAAUCAGUUCUCUAGCCUUCAUGAUAUUUCUUCAGGGUCCUUCUGGAAUUUCCCGUUGUGUAUGCAUAAUUUUGCUUCUUUGGCGGUCAAUUCACUUACAACAACUUGUGUGGACGUUGUUGAAGGCGCCAUAUAAACCCAAACGGUCUGAGCUAUUUGGAUGCCAGUAAAAGGUCAUAUGCGACUUGCCAAACUUGGGUGUGCAUGAAGACGGUGGGAGAGAUAUGGAGCUUCUUCGUUCGUUCUUUUCACACACGAAAAUCAUAAACAAGUUUUCUGAGUUAUUCUCUAAGGCAUUUGAUGCAAUUCCUUUGUUGCCAAACAAAGAGUGCUUGAUUCAAUGUUUUGUUUGUUUUCUUAUGUAAACCAUUGUUUAGAAUCACUUUUUUUGGUGGAAAGAAUCACUCAGUUUUGAUGUUCAUGUACAAUUGGACAUUUUUCUUCUUUAUCUUCAACAAUGAGAAAAAAAUGCAAUAUAAUCUCAAGGCCCCU